AGCGGGCGAGCGAGGAGCGAGGAGAGGAAGGGGAAGACCGGAGAGCGGAGGAGUUUUACGGAGCUCGAUGCUCGGGGGAGAAGCAGCACAGAGGAAGCAGUGCGGCGGUAACCGGAGCUCCGGGCGAGACAAAGGCAGGGGAAGGAGCAGCUCAGUUUCCAGGAGGAGCGUGGCGAGCGGCGGAUAUUCUGAUGUUUUGCAAGGCGGCAGCAGAAGGAUCCAGAUGGAUGAAGUGAAAGCAGAGACCUGACCUCCGUCCGACUCCCUCUCUCAUCAGUCGGUCGCCCCACCUCCUCCACCUCCUCCACCUCCUCCACCUCCUCCCUGGACCCUCCACUCGGAGCAGGAAGCCCCCGGAGUGGUCGGCCAGCAGCCGGAGGAGCAUGGGCGCUGGAGUCCGGACGGCUGAUUGGUUGCCCACUCGCCCGGGGACCCAUGAGUAGCGGCGGCGGGGGCGGCGGCUCCAGCCUGCUGCGGGGCCGGCGCUUCUUCUGCCGGGAAUGGGCGCUGGAGAAGCUGCGGCGCUGCCUGGACGGCCGCUCGGCGCCGGGGCAGGCGGCGGGGCUGCUGCUGACCGGGGGCCCCGGCGCCGGGAAGACGGCGCUGUGCACCCAGCUGGUGUGGCCCGCCUGCAAGGCGGCGGCGGCGGCCGGGCUGGCGCGGCGCUGCCUGGCCUGGCACUUCUGCCAGAGGGAGGACCGGAGCAGCGCGGCGCCCUGGAGCUUCGUGCUGGGCCUGGUGGAGCAGCUGAGGGCGUCGCCGCUGCUCCCGCCCGGCUACCGGGAGAGCCUGGGCAGCCCCGCGGUGUCCGCCGCCCUGCAGCCGCUCGCCUGCCAGAAAGACCCCGACGACGCCUUCAAGAGAGCCGUGCUGGGGCCGCUGUUGGACCUGCCCCCUCCUGCCCAGACCCUCAUGGUCGUGGUGGACUCUCUGGACGUGGAUUAUGGCGGCGGCGAGGGAGGCGGAGGACGCGGAUCCAUCGCGGAGCUGCUCGCCGCCAAUCAACACCUGCUACCCGGCUGGCUGCUGCUGGUCUGCUCCGCCCGCCGCCACAACAAGGCCGUGUGCAAGAUGUUCUCAGGUUUCCGUAAACUGUGUCUGGACGACCUGCGGAAGCCGCCGGCCGUCCGCGACGUGCAGCAGUACAUCCUCUGUCGGCUGGAUGAAGACGCGGCGCUUCGACGCCAGCUCACCCCCGACACGGCGGACAUGCUCAACCUGCUGCACAUCAAGAGCGGCGGCUGCGUUCUCUUCCUGGAGCGUGUGCUGGACGGCGUGUCGGCGGCGCUGGUGGGCCUGCGAGAGAUCCGGGACAUCCCCGGGACUCUCAAUGGCCUCUACUUGUGGCUGUGCCAGAGACUGUUCCCCCGGGGGCUGUUCGCCUACGUCAGACCUCUUCUCAACGUUCUCCUGGCAGCGCCGAGACCCCUCACAUCCCAGCAGCUGUUCACAGCCGUCUGGACUCAGGACACUUCGCUCAGCCCCCAGGAUUUCCAGAACAAGCUGAGAACCCUGGCUCCUCUCCUGAUUGAUGGUCCUGGAGGUACUAAAUUACUUUUUCAUGCCAGCUUCACGGAGUGGCUGACUGACGUGAAGUACUGUACACUGAAGUACCUGUGCAGCCGAACAGAUGGUCACAGCAUGCUCGCCAUGGCUCUGACACUACGGGGACCCCAGCUGGACGUUGAGGACACUGUCCAGCUGGCUGUGCACUUGAUUUGCUCAGGUCACCAUAAAGAUAAACCUUCGCUGUUAGCACUGUGGAUGCUGUGGGCAGGUGUGCCGACACUUCCUCCCAGCUGCAGUGAGGCUGUCGCCACAUCCUUAGCUCAGCUUCCAGCUGCAGUACGUGAAGAGGUCCCUCAGCUGUUAAUGAGAAGUGGCCUUGUCUCUACUGACUGUUUUCUGGAUGGAGAUCCAAGUUUUGGAUUGUAUCGUCUUGGCGCAGAAGGAACUAAAUCACACCAGGCAUUUGAAAAGGAACUGGCCAUAAAGAAGCUGCUGGACAGUGGAGUGUCGGUGAACCAGCCUGGAUCUGCAGACGGACAGACUUUGCUUGCUACUGCAGCUCAUGACGGUUCUUCAAAUGUAGCAAAACUUCUUCUUUCACGUGGAUCUGAUCCACUGAUCUGUGACCAUCAAGGUCAAACUCCGCUGACUUUGGCGGCCAGGCAGGGUCAUGUGGAGGUCUUGUCUGUGCUCCUAGAGUGGUCCAAGAGCCAAGCCCUGGAAACCGCCACCCAGAUGAUGGAGCAUGUGGACAGUGAAGGCUGGACCGCACUGCGCUCAGCGGCUUGGGGAGGACACAAUGAGGCUGUCCGCCGGCUGCUGGAUGCAGGAGCUGAUGUAGACGGAUGUGACAGCGAUGGCCGGACUGCUCUCAGAGCUGCUGCAUGGGGGGGGCAUGAGGAGAUUGCCCGGACCUUGUUGGGCUAUGGGGCACAGGUCAACAAAGCUGACAGCAAAGGUCGCACGCCGCUCAUUGCUGCUGCCUAUAUGGGCCAUCACGAGGCUGUGGAGAUCCUACUGGACCACCAUGCCGAGGUGGACUUGGCUGAUGGAGAUGGACGCACGGCCCUGUCAGUCGCGGCUCUCUGCGUCCCGACAGCUGCAGGCGUGAAAGGGUUUGGCGAGGUGGCGAGUCUGCUACUGGAGCGCGGAGCAGAUCCAUGCCACCGAGACGACGACGGGAUGACGCCUCUGCUGCUGGCUGCUUAUGAGGGCCACGAGGACGUAGUGGAGCUUUUGUUAGAAGCUGGUGCCGACGUGGACGAAACUGCCGGGCCUGACGGCGGCGUCCCCGCUGCAGCUGCCGUUACCCCCCUGCUGGCAGCCGCGGCCAUGGGCCACAUGAGGACGGUGUCCCGGCUGCUCUUCUGGGGGGCGGCUGUGGACGCCAUUGACUGCGAAGGCAGGACGGCGCUGUGCCUGGCGGCAGCGCGAGGCAGCGUGGAGGUUGUCCGAGCCUUGCUGGAUCGAGGCCUGGAUGAGAACCACAAGGACGACCUUGGCUGGACGCCGCUCCACGCCGCUGCCUGUGAGGGCCACCGGCCCGUCUGCGCCGCCUUGACGGAGCGCGGCAGCAUGGCCCGCGUCGGAGACAUGGACAUCGAAGGACGCACGCCGCUCAUACUGGCUGCUCAAGAAGGUCACUGGAGCACUGUUCGGUUGUUAUUAGACAGGCGGUCUCCGAUAGACCACCGGGCGUACGACGGACACUCCGCACUGAGCGCCGCCCUGUUGGAGGGCCACGGCGAUGUCGCAGAGCUGCUCAUGAAGCGAGGAGCCGAUACCGACGUUCGAGACGCAGAGGGACGACCUCUGCUCUACCUUUUGGUGUUAGAGGGUCGCCUUGACAUGGCUACCCUCCUCAUAGAGAAAGGGGGUGUGCCCCUGGAGUCCCGAGACUCUGAAGGACGCACGGCCCUUCAUGUGGCUUCCUGGCAGGGAUGUGUUGAGAUCGUGGAGCUGCUUUUACAACAUGGGGCAAACCCAAAUGCACAAGAUUCAGAGGGGAGGCCGCCACUGCACUCAGUGGCGUGGACGGGACACGUGAAGGUAGGACGUCGUCUCCUGGAAGCAAAUGGUGUUAAUAUACACCUCACUUGCCAUCAGGGAGCCACAGCUCUGAGCAUCGCGGCCCAGGAGGGACAUGCUAACAUUGUUGGAAUGCUUCUGGAAAGAGGAGCAAAUCCUGAUCACAUAGACAAAUAUGGCCGUAGUCCUGUGAAGGUGGCUGGGAAGCACGGACACUUUAACAUCGUCAGACUCCUGGAAAGCUAUGGAGCCAAGCCAUACCAGGGCCCACUGCCUACCUCCAGCACUGUAUCUCCUGCAAGACCUAAGAUCCUCUACUCAGGCGUGUCUGACAGUAAUGGAGGCGAAGCAGCAGCUGCUACUCCCUCCUCUUCGGUGUCCUCUCCCAGCUCCACAGCGGAGCGCUUCCACUCCAUGCUGAGCUCCCAGGCCUCGUCCACCUGCCACUCCCUCGCCACGGUGCAGACGGUGCCGGCCGACAGCCUCAGCUUCGUCCAGCAGAUCCAGCAGCACUCACUGCCACGCAGUCGUAGCCGUCCCUCCACCCUUCCUCCCGCUGGAAGCUCGGGCGUGGGCAGCCUCCAUGGAAGUAGCCAGAGGCCUCCCAAAGGCAGCCCUCCUCCGUCGGUCUGUAAGGUCACCGCCAUGGUGCAUCACCAGGAACUGCCUCAGAAAGGUUUGUCGUCCGGACUCGACUGCCAUGACAAGCUGAGCCGGCUGAGCUCCAGCCUCAUCACAGCAGACGGGGCCGCUCACACCGCUGGGAAGUGGCACUCAGUCAUGGCUUCUCUCGGGAUAACGCCAGGACAAGACUGUCCCGUAGGUGUGAAGAGCAGAGAGAGCCCCCCUCUGGGGUACCCAUACCGGCUACAGAGCCCCCUCCAAGGGGGGGCCUGGGAUUCUGGAGCCAAGAAGAACAUUUUGUCACCAGUUUGCUACAAUUUUACCCCCGUCCCACCUCGUAGUGCCUUGCCAGAGAAUGUUAUGAUGCCCAUGACAACCACAGACCCACAGCUGAAUCUCAAACAGGCCAUCAAACUGCAGUUUGAGGGUCCCACCAGCGCAGCCUUAUACAAGAGAGAGACGCCCCUGUGACUGCAGGAAGUGAUCCACACUCAUGUUUUUAUUUGUUGGACUGUGUUGCUCAAGUUAUUAUCUGUUUGGGGCAUUUGACUUCGAUAGAAAAUGACUGAUUAAUGUACAAAGCUCAGCGUGCGUCUGUUUUCACCACAUUUAAAAAGGUUGGGCAAAUUGGCUUUUAAUUGCUUUGAGGCGUUCACUCAGCUUGCUCUCCACUGCUUCUGUUUGUAGCCCAAAUUAAAAGAUAUUUUCUGAGGCCAAUCAUCUACUAGAUUGUAUUUUUUCUAAUUUAUUUCAGAUUUAUUUGCUUUAAGGCUUGAUAACAUGCUUGAUAACUGGCUGGUUGCUGUUUCCAGCAGCUCACUGUCACAUCAACAGACUCAGGAAUCAUUCGCUCGCGGCGGCAGGCCUGCUGUCUUGGUUCACAUGGACUCGAGCAUGGCUGUGUUCGACGCGCAGAACAACUCUGGACUCCGUCGGUGGGGCACAUGAGCAACAGCAGCGCUUCAGAAAAGUUCUGUUUUCAGAGCGUUUUCAAAAAAUGUCACCUUCAGUGACUUCAGUCUCCUAAAAUCAGACAACAGGUGUGAAUUUUGCCCUGAAGGCGUCGUCAUAGAAACGUAAACAAAGUAAAUCACCUGCAGACUGAGAGCUGAGUCUUCACCCAUGAGCUUUAUAUACGAAUGACGGAUCAUGUGACCUUCAGAGCAGCUGAUCAUCUCUGCUGGAUCCAGCUGUGCAGAAGUUCAACAGAACUAUGAGAUUUUGACGUGUUCCAUUCUCUGUGUUUCAGGCGGAUAUUUCUGUUGUAUUCAAAGAAGGUUUUUUUUGUUUUGUAUUUUUGUGUUUGUUUUCCUUCACUAUGACUGGCUGUGCUGAGGGGACAGGAAGUGAUGCCUGACUCCGCCCUCUCCGGAGAAGCCGGAGCAGGAACAAACUGAAUGACAUGAAAAAGCCACAUUCCUGCCUUUCCGCUGCUUCUGCUGUGUGCAGAGUGCAGCGCCACUGAUAAGAGAAUGUUUUUCUACUGCAACUGUCAAGAGGACUCUGCUCUCCUUUUUAACUCAAACCUUAUUUUUCUAUACGUUCGUUUUCCAGCACAACUUUCCACUGUUUAAAAGAUCUUCUGUUAUUUUCUGGGUAUUUAUUCUAACCCUUUGAUGAGAGUUUUCUUAAGCUUUACAGAGAAAGGAGAAAACCUGGAUUUGAUGUGAUGUAAAUAAAG
This is a messenger RNA of Salarias fasciatus (jewelled blenny), 5842 nucleotides long. It is a transcript of the gene ankrd50l, whose product is annotated as ankyrin repeat domain 50-like. Gene Ontology annotation, cellular component: cytoplasm. The transcript is spliced from 4 exons. The record is from RefSeq and is a predicted model, not a curated record. Lineage: Eukaryota; Metazoa; Chordata; Actinopteri; Blenniiformes; Blenniidae. The coding region runs from base 436 to 4632 and encodes 1398 amino acids. Gene Ontology annotation, molecular function: protein binding.